AUGCUUAACCAAGAAGUGGACUACGAUGUUACUGGAAAUGCCCAACACUAUUGCCUGCACUGCGCGAGGUAUUUUGUUGACUUAAGAUCCAUGAAAGAGCACUUCAAAACCAAAAUCCAUAAAAGAAGAUUGAAACAGCUAAGCGAAGAGCCGUACACCCAGGCAGAAGCAGAGAGAGCCGCAGGAAUGGGGUCUUACAUUGCUGCUAAAAAAGUUGAAGUGAAGACCCAGCCGGUUGAAGAAAACAUGGAGUGA
Messenger RNA from Knipowitschia caucasica, 255 nucleotides. Lineage: Eukaryota; Metazoa; Chordata; Actinopteri; Gobiiformes; Gobiidae. The record is from the annotation of a GenBank genome assembly.